AUGCGACACUCAACAUCUUCACUCCUCUCCCUUUCCCUGGGCUUACUACUGGGCUCAAGCGAAACCAAAGCCAAGGUUGCAAUUCUGGGUGCUGGUGUAGCUGGUAUCACUGCUGCCCAAACAUUGCACAAUGCGUCCAUCCACGACUUUGUCAUCCUUGAACUCAAUGACUACUUAGGGGGCCGCAUGAAACAUACCACUUUCGGAAAAUCAUCCGACGGUACGCCUUUCACUGUGGAGCUCGGUGCGAACUGGAUCGAAGGUCUUCAGAAUCCUUCAGGCGAGAUUAAUCCCAUUUGGCGCUUGGCGCAGAAGCACAAAAUAAAGAAUACGUAUUCCAACGAUAGUGCGAUCAUCACUUACGAUGAGACUGGAGCUUCUGAUUUUACUGAUCUGAUCGACCUUUUUGACGAGAAGUUUAGGAUGGCCUCACAGGAGGCUGGUUAUAUCUUCACUGAGAAUCUUCAAGACACAUCAACUCGUGCUGGUCUCAGCCUGGCUGGCUGGAAACCAAAGAGGGAUAUGAGGAUGACUGCAGCUGACUGGUGGGGCUGGGACUUUGAGACGGCAUAUACUCCAGAAGAAAGUGGCUUCGUAUGUGCUGUCGCAGGAAACAAUGCUACCUUCAAGCAUUUCAAAGCAAACGAGUUCCUCAAGAAAAACGACCCAAGGCUUCGUCUCAAGACUACAGUGAAAAAGAUCGAGUACAGCACCAAGGGUGUCAAGCUCGAUACCAACAACGGGUGUAUCGAAGCAGAUUACGCCAUCUGUACUUUCUCCGUCGGUGUCCUCCAAAGUGAUGCUGUUGACUUCAAACCUACGCUUCCGCACCGAAAGAGAAAGACCAUACAGCAAAUGCGGGUGGGGGCGUACACGAAAAUCUUUAUGCAGUUCAACGAGACGUUUUGGCACGAGGACACACAGUACUUCCUGUAUGCUGACUCAGAACAACGCGGCUACUUGUUUCAGUCUAUGAGUACGCCAGGUUUCAUUCCAGGGUCGAAUAUCCUGUUUGGCACAGUUGUGCAACAGCAAGCUUACGAAGUUGAGCAACAGUCAGAUGACAAGACCAAGAAGGAGAUCUCCACGUUCUAUGUUCCCCGAUAA
Messenger RNA from Fusarium verticillioides 7600, 1107 nucleotides. RefSeq names its product N1-acetylpolyamine oxidase. NCBI's taxonomy places the organism in Eukaryota, Fungi, Ascomycota, Sordariomycetes, Hypocreales, Nectriaceae. The record is from RefSeq and is a predicted model, not a curated record. The transcript has 3 exons. The coding region runs from base 1 to 1107 and encodes 368 amino acids. Gene Ontology annotation, molecular function: oxidoreductase activity.